AUGGCCAGAGUCACCUACUGCACUCCUACGCGAUCACACGAUACUCUCAGUAAUAUCUUCGACCUUAACAGUGUCGAAAGAUUGUCUGUUAAGCUACUUGAGAACAUUAAAAAGUCUAGAGUGUUACGGUUCAAUGACUUUGUAAGUAUAGGUACGAUUCGUAGCCACACGGAAAAACGAACGCGAGGAGAUGCAAGCUUUUUAGAUAUAUUUGAAGACGUUGUGAACACAAAAUCGCUAAACCUAGACCUUGGUCUCGUAAGCCUCAAGCUGUUCCGAGAUGCUGGUGUAUUUAACGUCGGCUUAAAACUCGACCCACAAGGCUCCAGAGGCGAGAAGGAAGAUGGUCAAAUGUUACCUCUACUAUUGAUUGGAUUGAAAACGACAAUGUUUAUUAUUGGGGUGGUAUCAUUCGUUGGAUUACUGACGCUUAAAGCGUUCAUUGUGUCAAAAACCGCAAUACUAAUAGCGGUUAUCUUGGGUUUGAAGAAGCUCUUUGGCGGUCAUGAAAAAGUAGCAUAUGAGACGGUUUACGAUCAUCACGCCGUUAUCCCAGAUCACCACCAAUACUUCGAUCAUCAUUAUGAGCCAGAAGUUUUCAAAGGCCAUCCAGAAAUGCUUGAUCAAAAAUUAGUUGGCAUCUACAAUCUGCUAAACGAUGAAACGCAGAUUUUUCAGGAAAGCCAGGACGUCCCAAAGUACGAAUUUUUAGCACAUGAACCCGACACGCUCCAGGGCCAAGACCCCAAUGGACUGUUUGACGAUGGUCCAAAAGAGUACAAGCUCGAAAGUCAUCAGAAAAGGAGAAGCUGGAGUGACAUCGGAAAACGAAAAUCAUUUAGCCUUGUGAUUGGCAGUCCUCAUUACGAACCGCUAGUCCUCAGUUAUAAAAAAAUCGCAGGAGGGAAGAAUUUGCAAUCAUAG
Molecule: messenger RNA, 924 nt
Organism: Neodiprion fabricii
Lineage: Eukaryota; Metazoa; Arthropoda; Insecta; Hymenoptera; Diprionidae
Exons: 3
Coding region: 1-924 (307 amino acids)
Source: RefSeq, a predicted model, not a curated record